Messenger RNA from Fundulus heteroclitus (mummichog), 4163 nucleotides. Its product is annotated as olfactory receptor 2K2-like. The transcript has 4 exons. The record is from RefSeq and is a predicted model, not a curated record. Gene Ontology annotation, molecular function: G protein-coupled receptor activity; olfactory receptor activity. Gene Ontology annotation, biological process: G protein-coupled receptor signaling pathway. Bases 149 to 1135 code for a protein of 328 amino acids. Gene Ontology annotation, cellular component: membrane. NCBI's taxonomy places the organism in Eukaryota, Metazoa, Chordata, Actinopteri, Cyprinodontiformes, Fundulidae.
AACGUCAGUGCUCUCAUCAGAGUGAGUUGAUGCCCUACCCAACACAAAUAGAGCAGUGAUUAUUAGAUACAAUCAGACAAACUCUGCUUGAGAUCAUUUUUAUUCAGUUUUGUAUUUUUGAUGCAGUCUCCAUCUGAUUGUCACCUGCAUGAUUUGGAGAGCUGUGCUGCUUUGGAUGGAGAACAAAACCAUGGUGUCUCCUCUCAAGCAGCCGAUUGUUUUCGAACUCCAGGGCUUUGAUGUACAACCAGGCAACGGACCUUUCUUGUUUUUCUUGGCUUUGCUCGCCUACGUAGUGGUGCUACUGGGGAACGGUGUGGUGAUCUCUGUUAUUAUGAUAGACAAGAACCUGUACAGACCCAUGUUUAUAAUGAUCUGUCACCUGGUGGUCUGUGAUCUGCUGGGCGCCACAAUGGUGCUUCCUCGUCUCAUGAUGGAUUUGUUGAUGGGAAUAAAGAAGAUUACCUACAUUUCAGCCAUCGCCCAAGCCUUCUGUGCUCACACAUAUGGUGCAGCAAUGCUGACUAUUUUAAGUGUGAUGGCCUAUGACAGGUACAUCGCGGUGUGUGAACCUCUCAGGUAUCACUCCAUCAUGACUUCAGCCCGGCUGCACAGCUGCUGCGCUCUGGCCUGGAUGGUGGCCCUGCUGCUCAUCGCUGUGCUCUUCUCCUUCCACAUGAACGUCCCGCUGUGUGGCCAAAUUAUUCAACAUGUCUACUGCAGCAACCGGGGCAUCCUAAACCUGGCCUGCAUUCCCACUCCUGUCAGCAACAUUUAUGGUCUAGCUAUGACAUGGUCUUUAAGUUCAGUGACCUUCAUUCUCAUCGCUUUUUCCUACAUCAGAAUCCUGAGUACUUCCUUAAAACAAGGAGGCAAAGACAGUUUCCUCCGUAGCAAAGCCUUUCAGACCUGUGCACCACACAUUGUUGUGUAUGUGCUAUUUCAAAUUGCUUCAUUGAUUAUCAUUUUAAGUCACAGGUUUCCCUCUCUUUCCCAAAACACCAGGAAGUUUUUCAGCAUCCUUCUCUUUAUCAUCCCCCCUAUCAUUAACCCCAUUAUAUAUGGACUGGUCAGUAAAGACCUGAGGGUCAGCUUUAUCAAACAUUUCUCCAUCAGAGUAAGAAACAAAUCUUAACCGACUCACACUGAAGCUGGUGUUCUUAGAUGUUUUGUCUCUUGCACUGGAGCUGAUGCUUCUUCUCGGUGUGUGUUCCUAGGCCUCCACAUUCACCCCCCACAGACAACCACAUAGAUUAUUGCUUAGCUUCCGUGAACCCCUACAUAAGAUUGGUGAAUCCCAACCCUUUUGAUCAUUGAAUUAAAGAAAAUUAAACAUCAUCAAGCCAAAUCACAAACCCCUCAACGACACCAAAGCACCUCAACAAACUUUUUUUUUUUAAAUAUAAAGAACAGGAGAAAUCAUAAUUUAUUUUUACCUGAAACUGAGUUUGAAGUGAUAAAGUAGUUUUUUUUUAUAAUCAGCUGUGUUUUCCGGCAACAAACAAUCAUAGCUUUGAUUAAAAAUAGACUAGCAGCUGUAAACCAGCUGUUAACCUUAAACUGAGACUGCUUCUCUGAUUUAAAACAUCUUCCUGACUUUUAUUUAUCUGUAUUGACUAAACAGUAUAUUAUAUUUCUUUUUAAUUGUUUAUUAUUUACAGAUCAUUGUAAUGAAGUUUUACAUUAAAACUGCAGAACAAGACUCGGUGAAGCAGCAUUAAACAUGGUUACAACAACAUUCCUUCUACGCAGGGAUUUUGAGGAGUCUGUUUAAGAUGAUGCUGAGGGAAAUGACCUAGUCUGUAAGACUGGAUCUGAGGACCUGGAAUGACAACUAAAAACAGAAGGCAAUUUUCAAAUUUUAUUAAGCAAUUCUUGACAGCAGGGGCUCUGGGAUAAAGUCUGGCAGACCCAGGGUUUAGAAUAGGAGGCCAAAGAUUAGUAACUUGGCAAAAAGUGGAUUGAAAAAAAUGGGUAACAGAGCUCCUGCUCCAGAGAAACGUCCAGGUUGGUCUGGAUGAGCUUGAUGGAAGUCAUUGAUGAAUUCCUUAUCAAAAAUGUAUCUGGCACGAAUCCAGAAUUGUUCCUCCCGGUCAGGUCCCUCCUAGUCGACCAGAUAAUGAAGACCAUGUUCUUUGAUUCAGAUCUGUGAGAUAACAUGAAAUUAAAUGUGCUGAAAAUUAAUGCCCAUCUGGCCUGAUGUGGUUUGAGUCUUUUAGCACAUUCUAUGUACUCCAAAUUCCUAUUAUCUGUCCACUCAAGAAAAGGCAUAGCUUCCAGCCUGUCUCCACUCCUCCAUGGCUGGUUUAACAGCCAACCUCCCAUGGUCCCCUACAUCAUAAUUCCUCUCUGCAAAAGAUAAACUUCCAGAAAAUAAGUCACAUGGAUGAAUCCAAAUGUCAUCGAAGUUGUGUUGAACAUUGCACCAAUAGCAAUAUCUGAGACAUCUACUUUUACAAUUAAUUGUUUACUGGAAUGGGUAAUGGAGAACAGGUACUGACAUGAACUGUCUCUUAAAUGCCUGAUCUGCCUGCUCAUCUUAUGUGAACUGGAGAGGAGAAGCAACUUGGCUGUUGUUCUUAAUAAACCUGCUGUAGAAGUUGGCAAAACCUAAAAAUCAUUGCAAUUGCCAUCUCUCCUUUGGUUCUGGCUUGUUAGCUGCUGCAGAAACUUUCUCGGGAUCCAUGGAGAUCCAAUUAGAGUAAAUAAUAAAUCCUAAGAAUGACAUUGUAAAACAGUGAAACUCAUAUUUAUCUUCCUUAAUAAACAAGUUAAUCUGCAGGAGCUGAAGGAGAACUGAUCUAACAUGUUUCCUGUGGGUUUAAAGAUCUUUGGAACAGAUGAGAAUAUUAGGACAGACAACUCUGAAGAUCUUUAACCAGUGCUUAGAUGACAGCCAGAGAAUUGGAUAAACCGAAGGGCAUAUCCCAUAGGGGUAUUGAAUGUGGUCUUCCAUGCAUCCUCUUGAGGGUCCGACUUUCUUAUAACCCCUGUGAUUGUGCAAUAUACCUUCUGCCUGGUACAUUUCCACUGAAGGGUUGACUUUUUCCUCUUUUUCCUCCAGAAAAGACAGCCAUGCAGAAAUAAAUUGAUGACUCUUAAGAGCUAUAAUUUAUCCAUCUUCAUCAAUGGCUGGAGCAGGCUUCUUUCUUUGUCAGCAUGAAAGGUGGUUCUUUGUUUCCAUGCAUUGACAACCGGGGGCUUGCUAUUAUAAUGGUUAAGAAUCGUCAUCCUCCCAGUUUAUGGACGCCGUUCGAUUUAAUCCAGGGCACAUGCUUAUUCACCAAGCUGGAUCUGAUGAGCGCAUAUCCCUUGGUCAGGUCAGGAUGAGUCUCGUUCAAAAGUUCUGUAUCAGAUGGAGGAGAAGCGUUGCAAAGACAAAUGGAUAAAAAAUGUUUGACCAGCGCAGUAUCUCCCACUUGCAACAGUAAAUGUGGGGAUUGUGAGAUUUGAGCCUCAAGGCUUCAAGAUAACUGGCAGAUCUGGAGAAUAAAUGAGAAGGUGACCUUUGCUACAUAAUUCAUUGCUCUUCCACCAGCUACCAACAGCUACUCAUGAAAGUCAAUGAUGUAAUCGGUUACUCUUCUAUAGCCUUGUUUCAAAGUUAGGAGACCCCUAGUAGCCUCUUUAUCUGGAAUAAUGGAAUCAAACCCAUAGGAGAGUUCUCUUGUAGUCUCGGAAUGAAUAAAAAAUCUUUGUCCUCUGACCACUCUGCAGGGCCCCACAAUUUAGUAUGGUCUGAUAAUAAAGAAAUGGCAUUAGCCACUUUAGACUUUUCAGUGGAAAUGUAUGUGGGUCAGAGAUCAAAAAUAAUCUCACACUGUCUCAGAAAGGAUCUGCACUGUUUAGGAUGUCCUCUGAGCGACUUGCCUGUUAAGAUUCUCAUCUUGCCCUGCCCUCACUGGCAUCAGCAUUCUUUCGCUGGUCACAUUUUUGACUGUUCUCUGGUUUUGAUUUCUGCCUCGGUCCUUGGACUUCAUUUUGGUUUUGCUGCUCUACUGUGUAUGACCUCUGUCCAUGUCACGAAUCUGGGUUAAAUCAACAGACAAUAGGGAUGCUGGACAAAACUCACCAAAGGCUUCUUAGACAAUGAUCUGGCAAAGUGCAGGAGACAGAUGCAGGUAUAAGUAGAGGAGUGAGCAGGUGAAUAGAGUGAAACUAGU